GGUGAGAACAGAACAACGAUCGGAAUAACAAUCCCUCCUCUAUUCAAAACCCUAGCCAUGGAAAAGCUGCAAAAAGUUGUUGCACUUUUUCCUACCAAUCCCUCACCGGUGAAUCUCGACACCGACAACGGAUUUAACGUGGAUUUUCUCCUUCUUUCCACAAGGAGAGCUACGAGAAGAAGUAAAAGAAGGAGAAAGAGAGCGUAUGCUCACAAACGUUUUCAUAAGGUCAGGCAGAAAGUGAUCCUAUUGGCUGACAUGGCACAUAUCAGUCGAUUGGUUACAGCUGGCGGCAUCCCGUCCCCGUUUGACUACGUGGAUGUGAUUAACAACAACACAAAUCACUUCACGGGCCACGCGGAGCGGUGGAGUGGCAGAGCGAGAGCUUCUGAGUAUCAAUGCCCACCUUGCCCAGUUGCAGCAGGUCAAGUUAAUACAAGUUUAUCUGUUACCAAGCUGAUGGGAGUGGUUCAUUUCUCUGAGUAA
Molecule: messenger RNA, 486 nt
Organism: Striga asiatica
Lineage: Eukaryota; Viridiplantae; Streptophyta; Magnoliopsida; Lamiales; Orobanchaceae
Source: the annotation of a GenBank genome assembly